Messenger RNA from Adineta ricciae, 2610 nucleotides. The record is from the annotation of a GenBank genome assembly. Lineage: Eukaryota; Metazoa; Rotifera; Eurotatoria; Adinetida; Adinetidae.
AUGCUCGAGUUUUUUUUUCUUGAUUGUGCUACUAAAUGUUUAUUACUUUUCCUGAUAAUUGUUAGUACAAAAGGAGCUCGAGCCGACAAGUAUAACGGUCAUUUUUCAGAACAAGUAUUUUAUCAAGCUUUCUUCGUCAAAAUGAUCAAUUUUCAUCUGAAUCAGCUAUGGCUCAUAGCAGUACUCAUGGUUAUAUAUUCGUCCAAGACAUGUUCGUUAUUAACUCUGUGUCCGACAGCAACAUGGCAACCCAAUGCAACAACCGUAGCUGGUUCUAAAUCAGGCUCGUCAGGAUCGACUCCAACCAGACUUUAUUAUCCAUUGGAUGUGUGCGUGGUCAGCAACAGUGUGUUCUAUGUAUUAGAUUCAAGCAACUAUCGCGUUCAACGUUUUUCGAAUUCUACUACUGGAACAACAGUGAUUAAUGGUACUUCUGGUGCUGGUGCCAAUCAAUUUUCUAGCAUGAAUGACAUGUCUAUUGACAGUAACGGAAACAUAUACAUAUUGGAUGGCGAUAAUGCUCGUGUUACCAAGUGGUUACCGAGCGCUUCCAAUGGAACAAUUGUUGCUGGUGGCAAUGGUGUUGGAAGCGACACUAAUCAAUUUGAUGGAGCCAUGGGAAUGUUUAUGGAUGAUACAAGUGCAACAACUAUUUGGAUUGCUGAUACAAAUAAUCAUCGUAUUGUCAAAUGGACUUCACCAACAACAAGUACUGUUGUUUGUGGAGGUUAUGGAACUGGUAAUGAUCAGUUGCUAUAUCCAUUUGGCGUAUAUGUCGAUGCAAACGAUGCAAAUGCUCUUUAUGUGGCCGACACGGGAAAUCAUCGUAUCCAAAAAUUUUUAUCUGGUGCAACAACUGGAGUGACCGUUGCAGGAAUAACAGAAUAUUAUGGAUAUGGCCUCAAUCAAUUGCAACAGCCAUCCGCAGUCAUGGUAGACAAUAAUCAAAACAUGUUUAUUGUUGAUAAGGACAAUAAUCGGAUUAUGAAGUGGACGGUUGGAACAAGUUCCGGUAUGAUUAUUACAGGCUAUUCGUAUUCAGGAACACAAGCAUAUCAGUUCGAUAAGCCAGUACACUUGGAUUUUGAUUCAAAUGGGUCACUAUAUGUUGUGGAUGAAUAUAACCAUCGAAUUCAAAAGCUUCCUAUGUCAUGUGCGCCAGCGAAUAAUGUCUCGAUGACGACACCAGCACCAACAACAAGAAUGCCCGAUACGAAUCUUAGUUGUUCUUUGACUCCCUACGUGUUCAAUGCUACCACCAUUGCUGGCUCAAAUUUAGGUUACUAUGGCUCUGAUGAAAACUAUCUUGACAGUCCAUACGAUGCGUUUGUCGACAAGAAUGGUAUAUUGUAUGUAGCCGAUUCUGACAACUAUCGAGUACAACGCUUCCUUCCUGAUACAACAUCUGGCACAACUGUUGUGACCGGCAGUUCAGGCUCUGCUCUCAACCAAUUUGGAUCCCUGGACGGUCUAAAUGUUGAUGAUAGUGGCAAUAUCUUCGUUCUGGAUGCAAGGAACAGGCGAGUUGUCAAAUGGACACCAGGAGCAAGUAGUGGUGUUGUUGUUGCUGGUAAUAACGGGUCAGGAAUCGGUACAAGCCAAUUAAAUUCACCUUAUGGUAUAUUUGUGGAGACAAAUACAUCAAUCGUCUGGAUAGCUGAUACGUCUAAUCAUCGAAUAGUUCGCUGGACACCAUCCGCAACAACGGGAAUGGUUGUCUGUGGAAGUUCUGGAUCAACAGCUGAUAAAUUCAGAUAUCCAUAUGGAAUAUUUGUGGAUACAAGUGAUUCGAAUACAUUCUAUGUUGCAGAUACAAACAAUCACCGAAUUCAAAAAUGGCUAUGGGGUGCAAGUAACGGAACAACAGUUGCCGGUCAAACAUCUGUCUGUGGUAGCGAUGUUAGUUUACUGUGCUAUCCAGUGGCAGUUGUCAAAGAUCAAAAUGGAUACGUAUUCAUAGUUGACAAUACCAAUCAUCGUAUUAUGAGAUGGAUGAUCGGAGCAUCAUUUGGAAUGAUGGUUGCUGGUGACACGGCAUAUGGAGUAUUGCCGAGUCAAUUGUACUAUCCAUAUAAUGUGAAACUUGAUCCGAAUGGAGCUAUUAUUGUUAGUGACAGCAGCAAUAAUCGUAUUCAGAAAUUCUCUCUCCGUUGUAGUGCCCCAAGCUCGUCGGCGACUUCGGUUGCGUCUGGAUCGACAACACCAUCAGUAAGUGCAUCACGCUCAACAUCAGCAGGAGCAAGUACACCAUCUCCUUCUCCUUCUCCUUCUUCUUCUUCUUCUUCUUCAUCGUCGUCGUCAACACAACAGUCAUCGACAUUACCAGUCUCGAGUUCGUCGACUGCAGCUGCUGUGUCAGUGGUCUCGAGUUCGUCGACUGCAGCAGCAGUGUCAAUGGUCUCGAGUUCGUCGACUGCAGCAGCAGUGUCAGUGGUCUCGAGUUCGUCGACUGCAGCAGCAGUGUCAAUGGUCUCAAGCGCGCGUACCAAUGGAACAUCAAUGGUUAGACCAACAACAACAUAUCCUGCAUCAUCAUCCUUUGCUCAAAUUCAACAAUAUUCGCAAUAUUUAUUGAUCAUUGCUUACGGAAUAAUCAUCUUGCUCAAUUAA